Molecule: messenger RNA, 1613 nt
Organism: Plasmodium vivax (malaria parasite P. vivax)
Lineage: Eukaryota; Apicomplexa; Aconoidasida; Haemosporida; Plasmodiidae
Exons: 5
Coding region: 361-1482 (373 amino acids)
Biological process (GO): protein folding; positive regulation of ATP-dependent activity
Cellular component (GO): cytosol
Molecular function (GO): ATPase activator activity; protein-folding chaperone binding
Source: RefSeq, a predicted model, not a curated record
AUUUCAGAUCCACCGUCGCGUCAUCCCAAAGGAGAAAAAAGAGGAACACCGGUCAGUCGUUCUGCUUAUCCUUUUUUCCCUCCUUCCCACUUACCUCUACGUUAGAGAGGUAGAAGUGGGAUGAACUUCUCUCCGCACGAACGUUGUACAUUUGUUCCUUGGCGUGAUUUACCUGCACUGUUCAUAUUAUUUUUUUCCACAUUUUUCGCUACAUUUUCAUCACUUCUGAAAAACCGUGGGGGGACCCUAUUUGACCUCGCGGGCCGCGCCAGAGGGACCUACCGAAACCACCUCUUUUGUAGGGAGGCGGCUGGACGGCACGCCGCGCCAUAGCAGGUGUAUAGAACCCGUGGCGAGCAAAUGGCGGGAUCCGUUUGGAACAGAAACAGCUGGCACUGGGAAGAAAAGAACUACAACAAAUGGGGGGAGACCUACAUAAAAAAUAAACUGUCCGAUUUGAAAAUCGAAAAGGAAGACCUUUCCGUCUACUUUGACAGGGUGGAGAUUUCCGGAAAUGCCUCCGUGUCCAUCCGGAAGGGGAAGCAAAUAAACUCCUUCGAAUACGUUAUCAAGUUCGACUGGGCCUUCUCCAAAACGGGGCAAGAGAAGGAAUACGCUGGAGGGACCGCAGAAAUUUUGGACUUUUCAAAUUGUUCCGUCGAGGACAACGACUACGCCAUCAACAUUGAGUUGAUUGGAGACAAGGAGGAGUCCAAGCGGGCCUACGACAUUCUGAGGAAGGAUGGAAAGGAGAAAAUAAAAAUUGCCUUGAAGGAUUUCCCAGCGGAUUUACUGAAGCACGACUCGAACGAAUCCAGCAAAGAACAGAAGAUCCUGGCGGAGGAAGAGGAAAAACUCCAAAAUGUGCACCAGAAUCUACCGCAGGGCGCGAAUGCGAAUAGCGCAAACAGUGCCAACACCGCCAACACCGCCAAUACCGCCAACGCCGCCAGCACCGCCAACGCCGCCAGCACCGCCAACAGUGCGAACCACGUAAAGGAGAACAAAGAGGAGGAAAAAAAAGAAGGGUCCGUUUGGAACGUUAACAACUACCACUGGGAGGAGAAAUGCCUGACCAGGUGGGCCAAGGAGGAACUAAAAAAUAUGCUGGACAUCUCCACAGUACAACUGAGCAAUAACAUUUCUUUGCAACUCUUUAGCUCCGAAGUUGAUGGUGAAGCUUGUUCCAGCUUGCGGAAAAAAAAAAAACUUAUAAUUUAUGACUUGAAAAUUAAUUGCGAAUGGAAAGCCUUUAAGAAGAACAAAAAUGGCCAAGUCGAAAUGGAGAUCACGGGGCAUGUCAUUGUGGAUGAUGUCAUUUCGGACUUCUCCUGUGACGACCAAAGCAAGUACAAAUUUCAAUUCGUCUUUGACAGUGCCCUUCCCGAGGGGGCGGCCAUGAACGAGGUGAUAAAGACCGAGGGACCCGCGCAGAUCGAGAAGAUAAUAGAGGUCUUUAUUUCGAAGAUGAUGGAGAAGUAGUUCGCACAGGGGGGCGGGGGUAUUCCCACUCAGGGGAAAACUCCCCUGCAUACCUUUUGUCCGUACACACGUGUGCGAAAUAGCUCCUUUCCACGCUGCUCUAUUGUAACCCUUUUCAGUGUUUGCUAACG